Molecule: messenger RNA, 632 nt
Organism: Centruroides sculpturatus (bark scorpion)
Lineage: Eukaryota; Metazoa; Arthropoda; Arachnida; Scorpiones; Buthidae
Product: BUD13 homolog
Exons: 5
Coding region: 1-618 (205 amino acids)
Biological process (GO): mRNA splicing, via spliceosome
Cellular component (GO): RES complex; U2-type spliceosomal complex
Molecular function (GO): RNA binding
Source: RefSeq, a predicted model, not a curated record
AUGACUUCCAUAAAAGAUGGUCUUGAUCUGAUUCAUGAUAGCAUUCUUGAAACUAAAGAACAGUAUCAAAAAAUGGAAAGACAAAUUAAUAGAAAAGGAAAAGAUAGUGAAAAAGGUAAUGAAAAAAUAGAUAACGAAAAACUGGAUAAGAAGCUGAAAAAUGAUAUUAAGAAAACAUCCAAAAAGGAAUUAAAACGAACUUCAAACAUACAAUUAGAAGCAGUUCAGAAAGAAGUAGAGAAUGAAGAGAGUGAUGGAAAAGAUAUUGCUAAAACAAACAUUGAAGAUAAUGCAGAACCAGAGUUUAAAGAAACACCUUUUGCACGAUACAAAGAUGAUCCCGAACUUGAAGAUCAUCUGAAAAGUCAAUUAAGGGAAGGUGAUCCAAUGUUGGCCUACAUCAGGAAAAAAAAUUUAAAGAAUCAAGAUGAAACUACUGAAAAUGUUCAAGCUUAUAAAGGUCCACCCGCACCACCUAACAGAUUCAAUAUUAAUCCUGGUCAUAGAUGGGACGGCGUAGAUCGAUCAAACGGUUUUGAGAAGAAAUAUUUCGAUAAUAUUGCACAGAGAAAGGCUUUUGAAGAACUUGCGUAUAAAUGGAGUGUUGAAGAUAUGUAAAAUUUAAAAAUAAU